Messenger RNA from Limanda limanda (common dab), 4271 nucleotides. RefSeq names its product GTPase IMAP family member 9 (gene gimapl). The record is from RefSeq and is a predicted model, not a curated record. Bases 69 to 875 code for a protein of 268 amino acids. The transcript has 2 exons. Gene Ontology annotation, molecular function: GTP binding. Lineage: Eukaryota; Metazoa; Chordata; Actinopteri; Pleuronectiformes; Pleuronectidae.
AGUCCUGCCGCCGCCCGAAGACCAACAACUCCACCUGAAACACACACAAACCGGCCAUAAAACACAACAUGGACGCGAUCAGACCUCAACACACAACAGCCGAAGCCGCAGGACCAGACGAGGCGGCAAAGAAGAAAGCAGCCGCGGCCCAGGCAGCCAUCCGCCUCCCGGAGGUCCGACUGGUGGUGCUGGGCUGGAGGUGGCCGGGAAAGAGCCUGACAGGAAACACCAUCAUAGGCCGAGAGGAGUUUCGCCUGGAGCGAGCGGCGGAGUUCUGUGUGAAGAGGCAGACCGAGGUGCUGGGGCGGGAGGUGAUCGUGGUGGACACUCCGGGGUGGUUCUCCGCCCAGGAUACCCCCCCCUCCUACAAAGAGGAGCUAGUAAGAGGAGCAUCUCUCACGCCUCCGGGUCCACAUGCCUUCCUGCUGGUCAUCCCCGUGGGCAUGUUCACCGAGGUGGACCGUGCACGCAUCGAGGAGCACGUCAGCCUCUUCGGGGAGCAGGUGUGGAAACAUACGAUCGUGGUUUUCACGUGGGCGGAGGUGUUGAGGAAGAUUUCAAUCGAGAGGUACAUUCGCAGGGAGGGCAAGGAUCUGCAGUGGGUCCUGGAAAAGUGCAAGCGAAGGUACUUUGUCAUAAAUAACUGCAUAUACGGGGAGCAUCCGCAGGUAGGACGCCUGUUGGAGAAGGUGGAGAGGAUGGUGGCAGCGGAAGGGGGGCACUAUAGUCCAGAGGAGCCGGAGGAAGAGAAGAAAGCACCGGAGGAGAACCAGCACCCAGCCAGGGACGUGCGGGAGCUGGGGGCGAGACCCAAACAGAGCUCUGCACUGAGUUUGUCCAAAGCCAUGGAGGUGGAUCCACUUUCCAGUGAGUGAUGGAAAGGGAUGGAUUGUUGGAAAAUGUUUAAAUUGGUUUCAUAUCUCCUCUCGGUGGCGGUAAUACAGCUCAAAUCUGAUUUGCGAAGCACCAUUAAACACAGAAUAGGGGGCGGAAGCUCCACCGACAACUGAGGUCUGACAUUUUGCCAUAUUGGCACAAUUUUUAUUUACUAUGGGACUUAGUCUGCCAUCUCUCCUCUGGUUUGUUCCCCCAAAGUACAUGAACUUCCUGUUCAACAGACACAUCCUAUCUUCUUCCUCAUCCCUCCACUGAAAUUAGAUCUCUUGAAUUUCAAACGGCUUCUCAGACACUCGUGGCUCUGUUGGUCAAACAUAAUAAAUAUUAUCUUAAUCAUUCUAUUGCUAUCAAUCGUUAACCCAACACGAGUUGGAUUCAGUGGCGUGACGCUGGCAGCAAACAGUUUGCUGAUGUCGGCUUUUUUUUAAAUUCGCCAGUAGUCAUAUUGACAAACAUUGAUGCAUCCGGUUAACAUAAAAUCAUAUCUGGCUCACCAUGAAGUUUUACAUGCUGUGAGUUUCUUUUAAGGACAUUUCUGAUAAUUAAAAACCUUGUGGAAUGAACACAAGACUUCAACUUCCUGGAAUUUAAAGUAAACAAAAAAUUCCAAUAUCACAGUGAAUCACCAGUGUGUUGCUUUAUCUCUCUACACAACGUCCUGUUUCAACAGACAUCACGUCACAUUAAACCUGCAACAGCGGAUUGUUCUAGCUCCUUUGACGCGGAGGGAACGAGAUGUGAAAACAACACGGACCUAUUAUCGCCUUUUAGGUUGAUUACGGCAAACUUAUCAGCAAACUUCUGGCCAGUAGUCACUCUGUUGUCGGUCUCUAUGUUGAACAGUGCGUUUUAUUAACUGUUGCUGUAAACAACACAGUGAAAGGUGUGAGCGUGAACCAUAACAGCCAAGCGAGCUAAAAGACAGGUCAGGUGAUAACUCUCUAUGAGCAUGACUCACCUCUUUCACAUUUAGUCCAGUCGUAAAAACUAAAAUGAUUAUUGCUUCUUUAAGGAAGUAAACGUGUCAUUUGAUGUAUUUAGAUUUUAAUUCCAAGCUGAUACACGUGAGAUUUCAUCAGCUUCUCCCCUAACCUUGUCCUCGCACCCUUGAAUCAGUCGGCUGGCCAUUUACUCCUCCUGUCUCCAUAGCAACCAAAUAUAGACACACCAAGAAAACAAACAAAGCAUCAUCCCUUCCUCUCCUCACACUGCCAUUUCAGUGACGUCACAGUACAUUAGUUAAAUACAUGUAUGACAGAGCACUAUUAAUAACACACUGUGUCUAACUCUGGAUUAACCACACUCUCUCGACUGAUGGACCCUCUAAAUUUGACGAGAGGAGAAAGGGUAAUUGGCUGAAAUGUUACUGAAUGUACAAACCAAUGUGAUUUAUUUAAGUUAUUUUUUAAAAAUCUGACGUGUUAGUGUGUGUUUUAGUCGUGUGCAUUCUUUGUGACGCUGCAUCUUCUCAAUGUGAUGAUGUGGGAGGCCUUUUCAACAUAAGAGCCAUAUUUUAAUGCUGUCCAUGUAUUUAUAGUCUCCAAUGAUUUUAUUUGUUAGCGUGGAGGAUGUUUGUCUGUUUGUAAUAAUGUCUUUGUGGUUGUGUGGUGGGACUAAGGCAGUACAGGCUGUUACGUACAGUGGGUAACCACCAUCAUUGUGUGCACUCCUGACUCAUGGUGACCAGGGACAGAACUGCACUACUAAAUUCUUUCUGUUAUAUUCUGUCAAUGACUGUUGAGGGAGUGGCUUUUUUAAUGAUUCCUAUUCGUUUUGACCAAAAUGUAAAUUUAUUUUUCAUAUGAAACACAUUCAUUGCACUCUCAGUGGACAGUUAUGGAUUUUAGCACUUGAGCAAGUUACUGAUUUUUUUGUCUGUUGCCUUCAAGUUGUGAUUUUUAGAAAAAGUGAUCUGUCAGAUGUUUAUAUCACUUUGUGGCAGAGGGAUAUGUUUGAGGAUCAGAGGCUUCACUGUGGCCCUCAAAACAGAUGUUCAAAAUAUUUAUUAAUUCAGUGGAAUAUUCAGGUUAAAAGUCCCGACAGCUGUGCAUAGAUGAAUUUAGCACUUUUUGAGAACAGGCAGCUGCUCUGGACACACUCCAACAUUGCGUGAGGAGGAGUUUGUGAGUCUCAGCACAGUAAAGCAGUGUAUUUGACAAAACAGUAAAAAGAUUACCGUGCAGUAAACCAGUGGCAUGUCUCCAGUGGCAUGUCUCCAGUCCUGCCUUUUGUUGGGCCUCAAACCAGCCCAGCUCCUCAGUUCAUAAGGGACCCACAUAGCAGUCGCCCAGCAUCACAGAGUCAAAGCAGAAAAGAGUACACAGUGUUGACUCCUUGCCUUUCAUAUCCCUCUACCACAGAUCAGUUCACAUAUACUCACUCAUAUAUCUGAUGAUAUUUCCCUUUUAUUCUCCUGAAUGCUCUGAUUGUUUUUAUUAUUGUUAACUAGGGUGUCUUGAGAUCCGCAGAUCCUGGUGGGAAAUAUUUGCUUUCAGUCGUUUGUUCUUUGUAAAUAUUCACAAAUGUCUCUCAGGAGUUAGAUCCACUGGUUUUCACUCUGAAAAUCGAAUAUGUACUUUUUUUUAACCCUCUGGGGUUUAUCUAGCAAAGCUCUGAGAGUCAACAACUGACUUAAAAGCCUUCUUAUUGUAGGAAUCCUGCAGAUAGCGUAGCUCUGCUCCUUCUAAGCAGCUGUUUGUGUUUUGUGGGAAUGUAUUUAUAUUCAUAACAGGGUAAAGUGGAUAUUCAUGAAUGCACUUGGCUGUUUCACCUAGCGUGGGUAAACACUGCUGUGUGUGUGUUGACAUUUGAUACAGAAACAUCAGAAAGGGAACUAACCUACUGUUCACUCAUUACUUUAGAUUGAGGGGGUUGAUGUAAACACUCCAAUGACAAAUUGCUCUGAAUAAUCACAUUCACAAACAACAGCUACACAUGUAGGUCAGACUGUAUCUGCUUCAAUGUCACUAUGCAGCAUAGGACAAAAAAAAUCUCUAUUUGGCCGACAUGUAUUGUAUUUGAGACACUGACACAUAUCUUGGAACCUAAUACAACCAUCUUUGUAUUUGUGUUGUUUGCAGCGAUGAUUUAGUUUCUUCUAAAAACCUUUUCUCCUGAAGCAUUGACCCUGUUCUCUCCUCCUCCUGUGCUGCGUCACUCUGAGUCCAGCACGAGAAUCAAGUUACUCUUCAGAAAGUCAUGAGCUGAACCCAGUAACCUCUCUGGGCCUUUGCUGUAUCUUUUGUGGGCCUGUUACACGUCUUAUUGGCUGAAACGUUGUGAUGGACAAUGAACUGGCUUUAUUUCACUAAAUGUUGCAUUUGUCAUUUCUGUCUGUCAGCUUCAAAUAAAUGCAUAUUUUGAUCCACUGUCAA